CGAUAGACUAAUCAACUUCCACUCAUCAAAAUAAAAAUAAAAAUCAGUUCUUUUUGGGGAAAACUGUUUCCAUGGCCUCAAUUUGAUGCCAGAAAGGCAAGGAGGCAAGCAAGGAAAGGAACAAAAACAGAGGAAAAGAAAAGAAAGGGAAAGAGAGAGAGAAAGAGAGAAGCAGCAAAUAGAGACACCGGGAGACGGAGAGGCCAGAGAGAGAGAGAGAGAAAGAGAGUUGCGUCACGCACUCACGUUCCUUUGGUUGGUUUGACCUGGUACACAUCUAGAGACCACGGGCGCUUUCUUUUAUCAAAGAUCUGUGAAUGCCUCAUUGUUAACACUCGAGGAUCAGGAGAGCGAGAGAGAGAGAGAGAGAGAUUGGGUUGGGAGUUGGAGGUGGAGGAGGAAGAGUUGAUGGUUCGAGGUAGAACCCACUGUCUGAUUUGUGGGAAAGUUUCCAUUUUUGUGUACAAAUUGAAAUUAUUCGCUGUCGGAUUGAUUGUUCUGUCUGGGUGGUACAAUGGAUAAGCACCGUAAAAGGGAAUGAAUUAUUCUGGGGAGGGAAAGGUUGAAUUAUAUUGAGGGAGAGGGGGAAAUUGGAGGUAGACAGCAGAAUUGAGUCUGUUCUUUUUCUUCUUCUUCUUGUGUGUGUGGGGAGAAAGGGUUGAAGAAGAUGGAAGAUCAUGCAGAGGACAAUGAUAUAGAGAUAGAGGGAGGAGGGUUCGGAGAUGACAAGGAAUUCGGGUUAAUGAAAGAGCCACUCCUUCUCAGGAACAGGCAGAACAAUACUUCCCAGAUUGCCAUUGUUGGUGCCAAUGUUUGCCCCAUUGAAAGCCUGGAUUAUGAGAUUGUUGAGAAUGAAUUGUUUAAGCAAGAUUGGAGGACUAGAAAGAAGAAUGAGAUAGUUCAAUAUGUUGUCCUUAAGUGGACACUUGCCCUUCUGAUUGGAUUUAGCACCGGGGUUGUUGGCUUUUUCAACAACCUUGCAGUUGAGAACAUCGCUGGUUUUAAGCUUAUGUGGACGAACAGUCUAAUGCUUCAGAACAAUUAUUACCUGGCAUUCGGAGCAUUUGCUGGUUGCAAUGCGGUGUUGGCUGUCGCCGCUGCUGCCCUCUGUGCGUACGGAGCCCCUGCUGCAGCAGGUUCUGGCAUACCCGAAGUUAAAGCAUACCUUAAUGGUGUAGAUGCUCCUUCUAUUUUGGCCCCAAGCACUCUCUUUGUGAAGAUUUUUGGGUCCAUCUUUGGAGUUGCUGCAGGGUUGGUCGUGGGAAAGGAGGGACCUAUGGUGCACACUGGAGCUUGCAUAGCUGCCUUUCUUGGACAAGGUGGUUCAAGGAAGUAUCACUUGACUUGGAGAUGGCUUAGGCACUUCAAGAACGAUAGGGAUCGACGAGAUUUAGUGACUUGUGGUGCUGCAGCUGGUGUGGCAGCUGCUUUUCGAGCUCCUGUUGGUGGUGUCCUAUUUGCUCUUGAAGAAGCUGCUUCAUGGUGGAGGAGUGCUCUACUUUGGAGAACUUUUUUUACAACGGCUGUUGUUGCAGUGGUGUUGAGAGGUUUCAUGGACUUCUGCAAGUCUGGAAAGUGUGGGCUAUUUGGGGAAGGCGGUCUUAUCAUGUUUGAUGUCAAUUCGUCGGUUGCCAGUUAUGGCACCCCAGAUCUAUUGGCAAUCAUCUUCCUUGGUGUGCUUGGGGGACUUCUGGGAAGCUUUUACAAUUAUCUAGUGGACAAGGUCCUUCGCACUUAUAGCAUCAUUAAUGAGAAGGGACCAAUAUUCAAGGUCCUACUUGUGCUGUGCAUCUCCCUUCUGACCUCGUGUUUCUCUUAUGGUCUCCCAUGGCUCUCAUCAUGCACUCCCUGCCCUCCCCACCUUAUGGAGGAGUGUCCCACUGCAGGUCGGUCUGGUAAUUACAAGAAUUUCCAGUGUUCAUCACACCAAUACAAUGAUCUCGCCUCUCUUUUCUUCAACACCAACGACGACGCCAUCAAAAAUUUACUCAGCCCAGGGGUCUCUAAACAGUUCCACAUCCCGACACUCCUUGUUUUCUUUAGCGCCAUAUUCUUCCUCGGCAUAAUCACAUAUGGCAUUGCAGUCCCUUCCGGUCUCUUCAUUCCUGUCAUUCUCGCUGGGGCAUCGUAUGGCCGCCUCGUUGGUCGCUUGCUCGGUUCUCUCUCUCAGCUUGAUGCAGGUCUCUUUGCUCUCCUUGGUGCUGCAUCCUUCCUUGGUGGCACGAUGAGAAUGACGGUCUCGCUCUGUGUCAUUCUUCUUGAACUCACCAAUGACUUGUUGAUGCUUCCAUUGAUGAUGCUUGUUCUCCUCAUUUCCAAAACUGUGGCUGAUUGUUUCAACAAGGGCGUUUACGACCAAAUUGUGAAGAUGAAAGGACUGCCAUACAUGGAAGCUCAUGCCGAGCCAUACAUGAGGCAGUUGGUAGCAGGAGACGUUGUUUCAGGCCCAUUAUUCACUUUCGCCGGGGUUGAAAAAGUGGGGAACAUUUGGCAUGCAUUGAAGAUAACCAGGCACAAUGCGUUCCCAGUGAUCGACGAGCCACCUUACACGGAUGCACCUGAGCUGUGUGGGCUUGUGCUCAGGUCUCAUCUCCUUGUUUUGCUCAAGGGGAAGAAGUUCACGAAGCAGAAGGUGAUGACGGGUUCAGAAAUCAUGAGGAGAUUUAAGGCGCAUGAUUUUGCUAAAGCUGGGUCAGGGAAAGGGGUCCAGCUAGAGGAGUUGGAUAUCUCGGACGAGGAAAUGGAGAUGUUUGUUGACCUUCAUCCCAUCACAAACACUUCCCCUUAUACUGUCGUCGAGACCAUGUCAUUAGCGAAAGCAGCCGUUUUGUUCCGUGAACUUGGUCUUCGACACUUGCUGGUUGUGCCAAAGACGCCUGGGAGGCCUCCCAUUGUUGGGAUACUGACAAGGCACGAUUUCGUCCCAGAGCACAUCUUGGGGCUAUACCCCCAUAUCAAUCCUCACAAGUAGGAGCCAAGGGAGGAGGAGAGGAAGGAAGAAAGCAGGCAAGCAAAAACUUCUUAGCUAUACCUUUUACAGCCUUCAUCGGCACUGUAAAAGAUUUUGUUUGUAAAGCCAGGGGUGGCAUUGUGAAUUUUUUGAUGCUAUGAUUAGUCUUGGGGUUUGAAUAAGAGAUUGGUUACAUAUUAAAGAGAGGAGGUCAAAUAUGACCUCCUCUUAUACAAGAAGGGUGUAGAUUCUUGCAAAACAUUGCUUCAGAGACCAAAGUUUCUUUAUUUUGAUCUAUUUUUUCUUCUGAUUCUUGUGUAUUAUGUCAGGAAACCAUCCUUGUUAUGGAUUUUUUUUGGGUUAAAACAUUUUUACAGUAUUGGGUGUGUUUGUUUAAUUCUUCCCAAACUUUUAGGAAAAGAGAGUG
Messenger RNA from Linum tenue, 3377 nucleotides. NCBI's taxonomy places the organism in Eukaryota, Viridiplantae, Streptophyta, Magnoliopsida, Malpighiales, Linaceae. The record is from the annotation of a GenBank genome assembly.